AACAAACAGCGGACGUUCAACGCGGCCGUCAAAGACAUCGACUUCUGGUUAGGAGAAGUGGAAGGACUGCUCAAGAGUGAGGACUCCGGCAAAGACUUGGCGUCCGUUCAGAAUCUGAUUAAAAAGCAUCAGUUGGUUGAGGCGGACAUCCAGGCCCACGAGGACCGCAUACGCGACAUGAAUGGGUUGGCCGACAGUCUCAUAGAGUCGGGUCAGUUCGAUACGGCCACCAUUCAGGAGAAGCGCUCGUCUAUUAACGAACGGUACGAGCGGGUGAAGACGCUGGCGACCUACCGGCGCACUCGACUGAACGAAGCGAAUACUCUGCACCAGUUCUUCAGAGACAUCGCGGACGAGGAGUCGUGGAUCAAAGAGAAGAAGCUGUUGGUCAACAGCGACGACUACGGA
This is a messenger RNA of Oppiella nova, 408 nucleotides long. The record is from the annotation of a GenBank genome assembly. Lineage: Eukaryota; Metazoa; Arthropoda; Arachnida; Sarcoptiformes; Oppiidae.